UGAAUAAUCUAUCAAUCGGCGUAUUUUCCAACUAUAUAGGAGCAACAUGCACGACUACAGUAACAGCCAUCAAAAUAAUCCUUUGCGAGAUCAACAAGAUUCCUGGUCAAUUUGACAGGAUUUUCCGCAAAGAGAGUGAGAUGCACGACGUCAAGGAUAAGCAGCUGAGAAAGAUCUUGAGCUCGACGACCGAGCCGAUUCUUAGAGCCUUCUUGAUUUACAUGUUCGCUGUCAUCAUGACCAAUGUAUCCUUCAUGGGGUUGUGCGGGUACCUCCGUUAUAAGCACACCAAACAGACCAAAGAAGCCUACCAUCCCUUCGAAAUGCUCCUGCCCUUUGAUAGGGACGAGCAUUAUAACCUCACUCUUUUAGUUUACAUGUUGACUGAAUCCGUUACGGCUUUUAUGGCUUACACUAUGGACAUGGCGUUGCUGGUUUUUAUAAUUUUUCACAUUUUGCGAUUGAAAUUCCUUCAGCAUGUGCUCAGGAACUUUAAACACUAUACUGGCAACGCGGACUCCAUACACGAUGUAGAUCGAAAGAUAACUUACAAGGAGACAGCUUCUUUUUGGCGGAAUUGCAUUUCUGAACAUCAGGAUAUCAUUAGUGAUGUCGAAAUGUUGAAUAAGCAGAUGAGCAAGUUGUUCUUCAUUGAUUUCUUCUUGAGAACUAUACAAAUGGCAGGAUUUUGCUUGGGAGGAAUAAAGGCAGAUCAGUUCAUGAAUCAAUUCUUUGGCUUCGGCUGUUUGAUGUGCAGCUCUUCGCAGCUGACCAUCUUAUACUGGUACGGUGAGGUUCUUACAUCUGAAAGCGUGGCGAUUUCUGAUGCUAUAUACGAGAGCGAAUGGUACGAUGCUGAUAUGGAAACGAGAAGAACCAUGCUGAUGAUGAUGAGGAGGUCCCAGAGGUGUCUGAUAUUGACCGUUGGGAAAUUUGAGAAGGUUGCACUGAGGACUGUACUGAGAAUCCUGAAAUCUAUUUAUUCUUGUAUGAGUAUUAUUGUACAACGACAAUGAAGUUUGAAGGAUCCACGAAAAAAUCUGUUUACCUGUGUUAUGAAAAUCAAAAAUGCACACAACACCAACUAUAUUGUUUUGAUUAGUUCACAGUGAAUGUAAAUUACCUAUUAGAAACUAGGGAAUUUGAGAAAAAUA
This is a messenger RNA of Coccinella septempunctata (seven-spotted ladybird), 1154 nucleotides long. RefSeq names its product odorant receptor 49b-like. The transcript is spliced from 5 exons. The coding region runs from base 141 to 1016 and encodes 291 amino acids. Gene Ontology annotation, biological process: detection of chemical stimulus involved in sensory perception of smell; sensory perception of smell. Lineage: Eukaryota; Metazoa; Arthropoda; Insecta; Coleoptera; Coccinellidae. The record is from RefSeq and is a predicted model, not a curated record. Gene Ontology annotation, cellular component: plasma membrane. Gene Ontology annotation, molecular function: olfactory receptor activity; odorant binding.